AUGAACCCCGCAGAAAAAUUCGCAGUUGGCCGGAGCAUUUGCUCAAGCAAGGUACAUUCCCUCCGCAAGACUGGGCGAAUGACGGCAUUCUUGCCGCACCAUCGAAGACACGGAAGUCGAUCUUUCCAUGAAUUUGCUGGUUCCACGUCUUUCGCAACAGCUUGCCUGUCGUUCCUCCCUCUAUCCUGUUCUUCCACCUCAGUGGUUUCAAAUCUUCCUCUACAUCCACGCUUUGAAGCCAUCGUUGUGAGCCCUGAAAAUCCGCCUCCCUCCACGCCGAUGCAAUGGCUCGACAACCGAUGCCUCGAGAAUCGAUGCCUUGACAAUCGAUGUCUCGAAGACCGAUGCCUCGAUGGCCAAUGUUGCCCUUCGAUUUCGAAAACCGAUGCAGCAAGAAGACAGCGCCCGAACCAAUGUUAUGCCUCGACGCCCCUCCGACUCAAAAAUCGACAACGGACUCGACAUCUCGCCAUCCCUUUGUCGUAA
Molecule: messenger RNA, 486 nt
Organism: Colletotrichum aenigma
Lineage: Eukaryota; Fungi; Ascomycota; Sordariomycetes; Glomerellales; Glomerellaceae
Exons: 3
Coding region: 1-486 (161 amino acids)
Source: RefSeq, a predicted model, not a curated record